Messenger RNA from Knipowitschia caucasica, 513 nucleotides. Lineage: Eukaryota; Metazoa; Chordata; Actinopteri; Gobiiformes; Gobiidae. The record is from the annotation of a GenBank genome assembly.
AUGACCAAACGCUUCUGUUUCUCAGGCAUCCUGGAGAUCACAUCUGUGGACGUGGGGGUGGUGGCGAUCCGAGGCCUGCACAGCAAUUACUAUCUGGCUCUGAACAGGAAAGGAGAAGUGUACGGAGCGAGAGACUUCAACGUGGACUGCACCCUGAAGGAGCGCAUCGAGGAGAACGGCUACAACACCUACGCCUCUUCGGAGUGGAGGAACCGGAAACGGCAGAUGUUCGUGGGUCUGAACGUUCACGGGAAGCCGCUCCGAGGAAAGAAAAGCCGCAGGAAGAACACGGCCACCCACUUCCUCCCGAUCCUGGUGCUUCCGGAGCUCGUCCUCCUCCCCCCCUCACCCCCCUCACUCCCCUCCCUUCGUCUGUACCCCCUCAUCCCACCCCCACCCCCCCCCCCUCCUCCCUUCGUCUGCACCCCCUCAUCCCCCCCCCCUCCUCCUCCCCUCGUCUGCACCCUCGUCUGCACCCCCUCCUCACGGUCCUAUCUCAGCAUCUCUCUGUAA